Varanus komodoensis (Komodo dragon) is the source of this 5218-nucleotide messenger RNA. RefSeq names its product golgin A1 (gene GOLGA1). NCBI's taxonomy places the organism in Eukaryota, Metazoa, Chordata, Lepidosauria, Squamata, Varanidae. The transcript has 22 exons. Gene Ontology annotation, cellular component: Golgi apparatus. The record is from RefSeq and is a predicted model, not a curated record. The coding region runs from base 1638 to 3743 and encodes 701 amino acids.
CUGGAGAUCAAGCUGUCUGAUUAUGCUGAGCAGAUCCGAAACCUACAGAAGGUGAAGGAGAAGCUUGAGAAUGCUCUGGAGACACACCAGGACUGUAUGUACCACUUGGAAUCCUCAAGUCCAUGGGCCUUCCUGGCAGCCCGCUGGGAAAUCACGUGCGCAAAUAUGGGCGGGCAGAGGAAAAUGCGCCACUUUUGCUUGGGGCCGGGCCAGGGCGUGGGUGUCCGGACCUCCCCCGGGGGCUUGCCCCGUUCCCCUCUGGGGCCCCUCGGGUUGGGCGUGGAGGAAGGCGCAGCAGCACUGAGUGGGCAGCGGCAGUGGGCCCAGGAGAUGGAGGAGUUGUCUUCUGCCUGCCCCGUGAAGGCACGAGGGUGCAUGCCCGCCUGUCAGCUUCCUUCUCGACCUCGGAGCUCUCACAGUUCCAGGGGCCUUGGCAGGCUGAGCCUCACCCUCCCACUGCCGCCUCAGGUGCCGUGGAGGCCUGUGGCCUUGGGCCGCAGGGUCUAGUUGGGGCGAUGUCUUUUUAAAAGAUGUGCUUUGCUCAGGGGGAAGAAGCGGGUUGCUCGUUUUGACUUCAGGAGUGAAAAAUGUCAAAUAGCAGCACUGUUUCUGCCUGAUUUGUAACGAACAAAGGAACUGUUGUAUGUUGGCUGGAGCCUAGUGCCAGACAUGAGGGAGCUGGCACUGCGAAACCUUUAUCUCCCCUCUCUCUGUUUUGUAGAUAACUUUAAAGCAGCUCUUUCUCCCUUUCCCACAAGUGAUUGACCAGACAAAUGUAGAUUCAAGACUCGUUCAUUUGGACAUUCUGGCUUCUGCAUUCUGCUGUUCAGCUAAAAAGGCUUAAACCUGUCUCUGUGUUUGUUUUAUUAUUAAGCUUCUAUAUCUCACUAAUAGUCCCAUAGGAUUCUCUAGGUAGUUUAUAGUAACAAUUUACAACAACGAAAUAACAAAAUUAUAAGCAUGAUAUACCGAUAAAAUGGCAACAAUAAACAGCAGAUAACAUACCACAAUAUAACGAUAAAACCACAAUAAGCAACAAUAUGCAGUGAUACACAGCUAAGUGUUAAGGCUUGAUAGAUUAAAACUAAAUACUGCAUAAAAAUUAAUUUCUCUAAAAGUUUGCACAGUAAAAUCAAUUACUACAGUGUUUGGAAAAUAACACUGUCUUUGCCUGGUCCCAAAAUAUUGUCAUGAAGGCGCCGGGCAAAUUGCUCUUGGGAGGCUGUUCUGUCGGCGAGGAGGUCAGCCUUUUUAGAAGGGCCUCCGCGUGUGACCUUACGGGCCAGGUAGGUACACACGGGAGCAGGCAGUCCCCCAGGACCCCCGGUCCCAAGCUGUUCUUGGUUUUAUAUGUUAAGGCAAACCCCUCAGAUUGGACCCAGAGCUCAACUGGUGACCCAUGAAGAUGGUGUAAUACUGGAGUCACCUGGGUGCACGGUCCUGCUUCACCUGCCCUCACACCACCCCGUUCUGUACUGGCUGAAGUUUCCGGACCAUCUUCAAGGGCAGCCCCAUGUUAGAGAUGUCCAGUUGAGAGGUUACCAGAACGUGGAUGGCUGUGACUAGGCUCUACCUGUCCAGCCUUUGUGAAGAAGCUCCAGGAGCAGAAUGAAGCCCGUCAGGCGAACACAGCCAAGAUGGCGGAAGGCAUGGCGCUGGCGCUGGAGAAGAAGGACCAGGAAUGGCGAGAGAAGCUGUCGCACGUUGAGAAGGAGAGGAAGCUCCUCUCGGUGCAGCUGCAGGAGAUGCGGGAGAAGAGCCUGAGCCUCUUCCAGAAAAGGGACGAGAGGGACGAGCUGGAAGGCUUCCAGCAGCAGGAGCUGGCCAAGGUCAAGCACAUGCUCUUACAGAAGGAGGCGUCCCUGGCCCAGGUGGAGCAGGAACUGGGGUCUUCCACUCAGGAGCUGACACUUGCCCGGGAGGAGCUGCAGGCCUCGCGCACCCUGGCCAUGCGCCUCACGGCGGAGCUUCAGGAGCUGCAGCGCCAGCACGCAGACUUGCAAGUGGAGAGGGAUGAGCUCCUGGACACGGGGGAGAGUGCCAAAAGCAAGAUCACCGCCCUGGAGCAGCGGGCCCACGAGCUGCAGGCAUACAUCCAGCAGCUGUCAGUGGAUCUGCAGAACGCACAGGUUGCCGCCUCCAGCUGUGAGAAGCAAUUGGGACCUUUGCAGGCUGAACAUGAGUCCCUGAAGCUGGAGUACGAAGGGCACAAGCAGAAGAUGCUUGCGGAAAUGGAGGAGAAAGACCGGCUGGGGAAAGCGGCAGCCCUGGAGAAGCGCUUCGAAGGGAGCCUCUCCGGCGACGAGCACGUUCGGGAGCUGCUGAGGGAGAAAAGUGCGCUGGAGCAGAGGCUGGAGGAGGGCAGGCAGCAGCUCUCGGGGGCGCAGGCGAGGCACGCGGAGAGUGUAGCCCUCCUGGAGGCGCAGAUCAACCAGCUGAGGAGCCAGCUGGCCGAGGGGCAGGCGCGCCUGAGUGAGGAGCAGGCGCUUGUGCAGGGCCUCCGGGAGAGCAGCGCGCGGCAGCUGCAGGAUCUCGAGCAGUCCCUCCAGCUCGCCCGCGAGGCUGCAGCAAAACAGGCAGAGGAGCUCGACGAGCGAGAACUGCGGAUCCAAGAGCUGCAACAGGCCCUGGAGCUGGAGCGGGCCAGGGCGCAGGAGGGCCUCUCCGUCGUGCGGCGCCAGUGUGCAGAGCAGGUGGGGGGCCUGAGGGAGCAGCUCGCCGCGCUGGAAGGAGCCCGCGAGUCGGAGAGGACGGCUGCCCAGCGCCAGCGCGAGCAGUUGGAGAGCAGAAACGAAGAACUGAAGGACAGAUGCAGCAACUUAGAAAACUCAUUAAGGGCCUGCGAGGCUGAACUGGAAAGACUCAAGGCGGAACUGGGCAGCAGCGCCAAACCCACUGAAAGCUCGGAGGAGAGGCAGAAGCACCAGGGGCGGCUGCAGCAGGAGGUUGCCGACCUCACCUCAUUGCUAAAGGAGAAAGACCGGCUGCUCGCGGAGAAAAGGGACGCGCUGCCGAAAGAGGAGGAGGAGCUGGAGCGGAUCAGGCAAGGCCGUGAUGCGGCUCUGCUGCAGAUGCGGAACUUGCAGUCCAGCCUCGAGGCCUGCCAGUGCAAGGCGGCGGAGCGGGAUGCUGUGGCAGAGGAGCCGGUGAGCGUCCUGCGGGCGCAGCUGCAGGCGCAGCAGGAGCGACUGCUGGCCAGCGCGGAGCAGGCGGCUGUGCUGGAAGACGCACCUGCGGCCCGGAAGACGCACCUGCCUCCCUCCGACGCGGGCGAAGGCGAACCAAAUGGGGAGGUGGCUGCCACUGACGUCGCCCAGCUCCAGAAGGAGAACCGGGAGCUGGAGCAGCAACUUGCCGAGAAGAGCAAGAUGAUCAAGCAGCUGCAGCAGAGGAUGGCCGAGCUAAAGAAGACCCUGCAGAAAGAGCUGAAAAUCCGACCCGACGGCGAGGCCCCUGAAGCACCUGCUGCCACCUUGACUGUGACAAACAACUCCGACUUGAACGACUCGCGCGAGAUCAACUUCGAGUACCUGAAGCACGUGGUGCUGAAAUUCAUGUCCUGCCGGGAAUCAGAGGCGUUCCAUCUGAUCAAAGCUGUGUCCGUGUUGCUGAACUUCUCUCAAGAGGAAGAAAACAUGCUCAAGGAAACUUUGGAGUACAAGAUGUCCUGGUUCGGGUCAAAGCCGUCUCCCAGGGGCAGCAUCCGACCCUCCAUCUCGAGUCCGAGGACGCCCUGGUCGUGAGUGGCCCAGGAAGUGCGCCAGCCCGCCUCCAGCAGCGGUUUUUCUAUGAAAAGGAUGCUACGCCCACCCACUUGCGGCGUUUUGAGCACUGUCGCCACAGUAUUUUGUACAAGAGUGUUGAAAAAGUUGUUUACCAAGCCGUGCUGUCAAAGGUGUCCUUUCCGGCAGCUGCACCCCAUUCCCUGGGGGGGCCAACAGAUGUCAAGGUGGGCCAUGCUGGGCCUGCUCCUGAGGCCUCCUGGAGUCCGAGGGCGACGCUUGUGGCAGCUGUGGCGCCCUCCUGCCUGGGCAGGGCUCUCCACCCACGUGUGGCGAGUGAGAGGGGCGUGUGCCGCACUUGGGGCGUUAAACCCCCUGGGACGGGGAGCCCGUCUGUCAUUUCCGGCUUCGCACGGCUUCACGCGGCUGUACCUGGUGGUGCAUUCAACCUGCGCUGGAAGCAGCGCCCACAUCCUCCAGCCAGGAGAGCACAACUUUCUACAGACUUGGCUGGCUUUAUUUUUCUUAAAGAAAAAUAAUUUUAAAUGGUCUUUACGACAAUAUUUUUGCCUUUUUAAACUAACGUGUGAAUGUGUAACAGUAAUUGCAAAUGGAGAGAGGAAAGCAGCCUUCAUUCUGAGAUUGAGAAUUGACACUUGUGUUAGAACAAGGCAUCAAAAUCUUCCUGCCUUGAGGAGGUUGCUACCAAAAGCAGCCCAGUUUGUUCUGCAGCUGAAUUUGCGUUGAGGGCGAGGGGCUGCAGCGGAGGGGCCGCUGGGCGCCUUGCGCUCUGGCAACAAACAUAUCUAUCCUUCAGCCACUCCAUUCGCUGCUACGGAAGGAUCACCAUAACCCAGACGGCCUCUCGAACGGAUGGCUUGGCUCAUACAAUCACCAUUUCUUUUUAGCACUACACGAGGGCAGUGGCUCGUUUAUUAGCAAGCAGAAACUGCGCGGCUGGCCACCAGUUUAGCCGAGAUAUUUUCCCCCAUUCAUACUGAACCAAAAAACCCACAUCCCGGCCAACUUGCCCUGUACACGGCAUUGAGCAACCACGCGAGACGGACCACAGUUCUGUUCCAUGGCAAACUGCUAAGCAACCGUGUUUUCACCAGCUGCUUACUAAGAUCAUCGGGCUGCCUUGUCUGUCUUACUAAGAGCAUGGAGCAGAUGCUCCUAACGGUUGGCACUUCAGCACUUCCCCAAGGUGUACGUUCCCGAGUGCCGGUUCUGAGGAAUUGUAUUGAAACUGUCAUUAGUGUUGGCUUAUUGUAAGCUGUCAGAGCAAGAACUGAGGUGUGUAUAUUCAUGUACUCAUAGCAACAAAUGCACUUUUUUGCCUUGUACAAAGAAAACACAACUCAAUGGGUGUGUAUACAGCGAAGAAGCCUGCACGAGCCCUGGCUCGUCCACUCCUGUGUACAUACGGGGCCGUGCAAGGUAAUGGCUUGUAGAGACCUAAUCUGUGGUGCAAUACAAUUUUGAUCAAAACUCAA